AUGGUCAAUGCUCUUAACGAGAACUGGGACAAGCAUAUGUUACUUAUCAUGAUCUACAUGGUUAUUUCCGGCAGGUCCAUUGACAUUUAUUUCAGAGGACACGCUGCCGAACUCGUAGAGCUCCUGGAUUGGUACCGUGGUUACUUCUUCCAUAAGGCAGCAGACGAGGAUAACGAAGCUUCCGUUGACUUUAACGGAGAAGUCCUUCGUGCUGUGAAUAAGUGUGUAGUGCACCUUGGGAAGGCCUUCGCGCAAACGGUGGCUACACACCGCCGCUACCAUGGCCUGUCAACAGCACAGAAAUCCCGGCACAUGACCAACUAUGAGGCGUUCCUGGCUUACCGCCGCAAGAGUGUCGGAGUGGACGUCGAAAAACUUUGUCUCAUGCCCGGUGAUCCCGGCUUUGUCCUUUGGGCUUCGGCCAAACAGUCGUUUCAGACCGGUGUUUCGGCUGCGGUUGGUCUUCAGUUCGAGGGGGAACAGUUGGACAAGUAUCACAGCGUGGGUAGACGACGCCAAGCUCAUUCGCUAUCCUACAUAGAUACGGCCCAUACAGCAUCAACACAGUCUCUGAUAUGA
Molecule: messenger RNA, 579 nt
Organism: Aspergillus eucalypticola CBS 122712
Lineage: Eukaryota; Fungi; Ascomycota; Eurotiomycetes; Eurotiales; Aspergillaceae
Exons: 3
Coding region: 1-579 (192 amino acids)
Source: RefSeq, a predicted model, not a curated record